AUGGAGGUUAAUUUCAAUACUUUGGUGAUAACAAUAAUAAUAUUCUUUAUUUUAUUUUCUUCGCCGGGCGGGGAUGGAAUUUCGUCUCAAUACGAAUUUAAUCAGUUGCAACUAUGCAAAGAACAAUAUAAAAAUGAGUACGAAUCUUUCAAGAACACCACAAUAACAAGCAAUUUUAGGAAUAUAACAGGGCUAAAACUAAGCUACGAGGACUCUCUAAAUGAUCCAGAUCUUAAUGCUACGUACCCAAUUGAAGGUAAGGACUACGAUAACUGGCUUCAUAACCAAAAUUACAUGCUCCUGCCUAAUGAGGUUAUUAGCAAUAUAAAACAUAACAUAUGGAAUGAUUCAACAUACAAAGAGAAGGAUAUACUAUUUCCCAAAAAUAUAACUAGUUUACUGAAAGGUGAAACGUUAGUAAUAGGGAAUGAGUACACUCCGAUCAAGAUGCCUAUUCCCUUAUUUUAUAGAUCAGCUAUAGACUUUGUGGACAACAAGCCUCCAGAUGGAGAAAUGUACUUCAAAAAUCCCUCUGCGAUUACCAAUAUGACCUACGACAGUGGAAAGAUGAGCAUAAGUGUCUCACAUCUUGAUCUAGUCUCAGAUACAAUUAAUGGCCCCGACAAUCGAUUGUUUAACUCGAAUCCGAAUUGGAAAAUGCUAGCAGCUAAUAUUGAAUUUCACGACUAUGAUGAACACGAGAAAGUAAGUUUUAGCUCCUUGGGUCUAUAUCAUGUUGAGACUGGAAGAGUAUUGUUUAUGAGCUCAAGCGCCAAGUUUCACCCAUUAUUUGCCUUUCCCCAUUACAUGGAAUAUAUGGAGGAUAACUUGGAUAAAAACUCUGAGAUAUUCUCUGAUGUGAAGAAUCUAAUAUCAGAAUAUUGGGAAACCAAAAAGGUUGUAGAUACAUUAACAAUGCAUUCACUAAACACUUUUUAUGAAAAUUCAAUGAAUAGGUGUGAAUACAUGAUAUUUUUGCAGUUAGAACCAUGGGAGGGUUAUACAGAAGACCAAUUACAAAUGAUUGAGGAUGAGUUGACCUGGCCAAUGGGAAGACCAGCUAACCUAAGUAGCAUGCCUCCUAUAUCAAUAAAAAGUGGACAAGUUUACUCACCUGAUUGUGGCUAUACGUUUUCAUUGGAAAAGGUGCAUGGUAUCAGGUAUGAAUUAUUAGUUAAAACUAUUAGAUCGCAUGUUAUUUUUGGCACAUUCUUGUUUAUUUGCCAAGUGUUCUUGCUGAUUCGCCAAAUGCAACACACAAACACUCCAUCUGUAAUUAACAAGUUAUCCUACACUUCCUUUUUCAUGAUUAAUCUAAUGGAUGGAUCACUUGCUAUGGUAUACUUUGCCACUGCUAACUCUUAUCCGGAGUUGUAUUUGCCAUUGGUUUCAAGUGCAUUUGUGUCAUACAUACUAAGCACCAUUUUUGAAAUGAGGUACAUCAUAUCUAUUUUUGCAUCUCAAGUUAAUGAGGUGGGUAUUAGUAUUAUGACUUUGCUUAGAGGAUCUCAUCAAUCAGACGAAGAGCAACAAAACACUAGAAACGUUGUUAUACCCGAUGAAGCUGCUAUAGCCAACGAACACUACGGUAAGUUUUUCACCGCCAUGCUAAUUUUACUGUUCCUAAUAAUUCUCUCGACAUCGUGGCCUCGACCAUUGAGGUUGAUAAGUGAGUAUAUUGCGAUAUUUGUGUUCAACUCCUACUGGGUGCCUCAAAUUGUAAGAAACUGCAUAAAGGGAUUACCCUCAAGAAAAGAAAGAAGGAGGUCAAUUACAUUAAUGAAUAGGAGAAUGCAUAAAUGGCCGUUACUAUGGCAAUUCAUUUUGGGAACUACAACCAUUAGAUGCAUUCCUAUUAUAUACAUAUUUUCAUACCCAUCCAAUGUGUUCAGACAUCACAAAGAUAGCAAGGUUGUGAUUUUGCUCAUACUAUGGCUGCUAUUUCAGAUAUCUGUGUUAUAUUCGCAAGAUAUUUUGGGAUCACGUUGGUUCUUACCAAAACAUUCGAUACCAGAAGAAUACUCUUAUCACCGCGUGGUAUCGCUACAACAUCUUAUGGAGCAUGGUGGAUCAGAGAAUCACACAGUUGAUUGCGCCAUAUGUAUGGCUGAAUUUCCUGUCUACGUUGAGGAACUACCCGAAACUCACCAAGUAGAUAAGGACUCCUACAUGAUUACACCUUGUGAUCACAUGUUCCAUACCUCAUGUCUUGAGAGUUGGAUGAGUUAUAAACUUCAAUGUCCGGUUUGUAGAUCUCCGCUACCACCAUUGUAA
This is a messenger RNA of Nakaseomyces glabratus, 2274 nucleotides long. It is a transcript of the gene TUL1, whose product is annotated as ubiquitin-protein ligase TUL1. Gene Ontology annotation, molecular function: zinc ion binding. NCBI's taxonomy places the organism in Eukaryota, Fungi, Ascomycota, Saccharomycetes, Saccharomycetales, Saccharomycetaceae. The record is from RefSeq and is a predicted model, not a curated record.